This is a messenger RNA of Oldenlandia corymbosa var. corymbosa, 2887 nucleotides long. The record is from the annotation of a GenBank genome assembly. Lineage: Eukaryota; Viridiplantae; Streptophyta; Magnoliopsida; Gentianales; Rubiaceae.
GUUUGAUUGUGGAAAAAGGAGAGAAAGAUCAAAUUUUUAUUCAAAACCAAAUUGAAAAAAGGGUAAAUAAAGUGAGCAUAAUUUUUCAACCAAACCUGUGCGUUUGGGUGGACCUUUACGCUAACCCCGAAUUGGGGCGUUAUCACCCUUAACAGCCCACCGCAGCCAUCACCCCCAUCAUCCAAUUUCUCAUUUUUAGCCAUAAUCAUCAUCAUAAGAUUCCUGCUCCACUUUCUUCCUCCUCCUCCUUCCACCCUUUUCCUUCCCCACCACCACCGCAUUUUCUUUCCUCUCCUCCCAUUAUAAUACGCAUGCAAUACCACCAUGCUACCAUUUCUAUCCCCUUCUUUCCUAUCAAAUACCUAAUUUUUCAUCCCGAAAACAACCAACUCAUUAGUUUUUCUGAAUCAAAUAUUUCUUGCACAUAGAUAAGUUCCUGUAGUUAUUCUUUUUUGAUUGUAUUGUGAUAGCUCAAAACUCAAAAGGUUCAAUUUUGAUUUUUUUUUUUUAUAAAAAUUUGUUUUUGUCAAUUCAAUUAAAGGUUUCUCUUUGAUUGAAUUCCUAUUUUCACCCCCUUUUCUGGACAUUUUGUUUCUUGGUUUUCGAAUUCCGUUUGCUUAUAUAGUAUGGGUAAUAUCGGAAGUACCGGUGCUAAUAAUCGAAGGAGGAGCGGCAGCCGGAGGAGCCACCCUCCACCGCCACCGCCUCAGCCUCCUCAACCGGAGAUCGCCGCCAACAGAUAUGUUUUUGCCGCCGCUACUCCCUACCCUCCUCAGUAUCCGAACCCUAAUGCCCCUUCCUAUUAUCAAUAUCCCGGUUACUAUCCCGGACCGCCACAGGCCAUGCCGGUGCCGUUACCCGCUCCUUAUGAUCAUCACCACCGUAUGGACCCUGCCGCUGCUCAUGCCGGUUGGGUUAAUGGGCGUUACCCCUGUGGGCCCAUGAUGCCCCCGCCCGCACCUUAUGUCGAGCAUCAGAAGGCGGUUACUAUCAGGAACGAUGUUAAUCUUAAAAAAGAGACUUUGCGGAUUGAGCCCGAUGAGGAUAACCCCGGGAAGUUCCUUGUCGCGUUCACGUUUGAUGCCACAGUAGCUGGGAGCAUCACUAUCAUGUUCUUUGCAAAAGAAGGCGAAGACUGUUGCCUUACUCCAACAAAAGAAAGUUUGCUUCCGCCGGUAACAGUGGAGUUCCCACAAGGCUUGGGUCAAAAGUUUAAACAACCCUCUGGAACUGGAAUAGAUUUCUCGAUGUUUGAGGAAGCAGUUUUGUCGAAGGAAGGUGAGAUUGAUGUUUAUCCCCUAGCAGUUAAAGCAGAGGCGUCAUUACAAAAUCAUAACACCCCAACUGAAGGAAGCACCACGGCAGAGCCUGGAUCCUCAAACUCUCAGAUAACCCAGGCAGUGUUUGAGAAGGAGAAAGGUGAAUAUCACGUGAGGGUUGUGAAGCAAAUACUGUGGGUGAAUGGGAUGAGAUAUGAAUUACAGGAAAUAUAUGGGAUUGGAAAUUCAGUUGAAAGUGACUUUGAUGGAAACGAUCCAGGAAAAGAAUGUGUAAUAUGCCUAUCAGAACCGCGAGACACUACAGUCCUUCCAUGUCGACACAUGUGUAUGUGCAGCGGUUGCGCAAAAGUAUUGAGGUUCCAAACGAAUAGGUGCCCCAUUUGCAGACAACCGGUUGAGCGGCUUCUUGAGAUCAAAGUUAGCAAUGGAGCCGAGGAAGAAUCUUAGGAUAAAAAGCCCAAAAGCAUGCCCAUCAUGUAAAUUUUUAUUUUACCAUUUCUUUCCUCUCUUUGUCUGCCCUUUUUGACAUUUGGGGUUGUGCCCACACUUGUGUUACCCUCAUUGUAAUGAGACAGGAAAUACGAACUAGCUCAAAAUGCACCAAGAAAGCUGUAAGUGAAUUGGCUUCAAUGCCAACAAGGUGGGUGCUGCUGGUUAUAGCUAAAAAUUUCCUACAACUGUCUGUUCAACAUAUAUGUAUAGAGAGCAUCAUAUAUUGUUUGUUUGCUGGGGCUUUUUCGUGUAUAAGGCCGACUUUUUUGUGUGUAUUUUUUGGUGGUUUGUGCUCCCUAUUGUCUUUUUAUCCGCUCGAGGAGAACUCAUAAUAGUAGUCUGUCUUACCAAACCAAAAACUUGGCUGGCUUUAGGUAGUGUGAAAAGCUGCUUAGUGCAUUAUUCUCAAUCUGCGAAGCUUUUGGGCCCGCGGUAAUGGAAAUGAGGCCCCAAUUAGAUGAAGGUAAUGUUUGUGGGUUUAGACUUUAGAUGCUUAUGAUUGUUUCGAUUUGCCACUAUCAAUGGAAAAGCUUUGCUAUCUCACAAUUCAAGGACCACUUCGGGGACUUGCGCAUGUUACUCGUCGGACUUUUCUCGCUUCGGGCAUGUGGGAUGGUUUUACUCUCGAAUUUCCGCUCAUGAAGGAAAGAUCGUAAUAAAAUCUUUUGGGGGCGGCGAUAUCAAAAUAUAGUUCCGGUCCCGGCUAUAUAUAGUUCUGGUUCCGGCCACGGCUAUAUACUUUUAUACGUAUCCCUACUCUGUAAGGCGGUGGUGUCGAUCUCGUAAGUAGAAGUACCCUUCACGCAAAAGUUGUAAUGUGAUUCUUCAUACAACGAAUUUAUCGUCACAUCAAUCAUUAGGUGAACUACACUCGACUGGAAAAUCAUUAGUAUUUGUUUCUGUCUUAUUAUUUGAUCAUCAAAGAGUUAUGAAUGAUCCAUUUCCUUUAACCUGAGGCUAGUUGUGAUCUAGAGUAGUUUGGAACCAUGUUUUGACAUUUUCCCGGAAUUAAAAUGAUCCAAAUGGGGCAUCCAAUUGUACGAAAUAUUGAUUGUAUCCUUGUCAUCAUCCAAUAUGUCACUGUCCUAAAAUGUCAAAAAUCUGAUAUACAGAGU